Heterobasidion irregulare TC 32-1 is the source of this 1369-nucleotide messenger RNA. RefSeq lists its product as uncharacterized. The transcript is spliced from 6 exons. NCBI's taxonomy places the organism in Eukaryota, Fungi, Basidiomycota, Agaricomycetes, Russulales, Bondarzewiaceae. The coding region runs from base 698 to 1369 and encodes 223 amino acids. The record is from RefSeq and is a predicted model, not a curated record.
GCAGUGGGAGCGGGAUCGUGGGUACAAGGACAAGGAGGGCGGAAACCGGGUGGACGUGACUAGGAGGCGAUGUCCCGCUCCGAGCGCGGCACACACAACGAUGACCCCAGCGUGCACGUUCCGGACGUUGGCCGGUACUCCACGCCCCGCGACCGGCGGAGCAACAACGAUACGGACUGGGGCCGCACAGAGCCGCGAAUGGGACGCGCUGACGGUGCGGGCAUCGCGAGGGAGCAUCCCGGACGAGGGCGUGCAGCUCGACGCGCGGGAGCGAGAGGGGUAACAGAUCCCGCUGGAUCGCGACUGAUAGAUGGGCACGUCGCCUGCUUUCUUUGAGAAAACUCCUACUGCUGAAUUUACGCUCGGAGGGCCUUGCUGGUAGCUAGAAUUUUGGAGGCAGAGAGCACUCCAGGACCUGCAAGGGCUGAGUCGGCGAACCCUUCCCGUAUUUGCGUUUUUUUCUGCGCCCUCACGAUGUCCCGUCAGAGGUGGUCAAAAACACUAGACGUUUGGCUUCGUCCAUGUUCUCGACAAGCGCCCCCUUGGCUGUGUUAGAGUUCUCUAUUAGAAGAUCAAGUUUGGCGGCGAUGACUACAAUACACGGAGCAUCGCGAACGUCACACCACACAAACUCAAGCGCGUCAGGGAGGAGAACGAGGGGCAGCUGGCUGUGGAGGAAGAGGAGGAACAGCGGAGGAUGGACGACGAGGAUAUCUACGGCAGAGAUAAAAGGCACCUUCACGUGCUCAACAUGCACUCACAAUUGCCGUCACCCCUGUACGAGAACCUUUUGCACCAGCCUUUGACGCCUUCCGUGUCCAAGGAGCGUAUCAAUGCUCUUGCUUUCCAGCUUGAAUCUGUGCUCGAGCUCUUGCGCACGCUUCAAGCUCAAGAGGCUGCUACGCAGAGCGACAUCUCCAUGCUCAAGCCGAGGGUUUUCUCAUUCGAGUCACUCGUCCAGACGUCCCAGACCAUGUCUCCGCCGAGACUAUGUGCAUGCUUGACUCCACUCACGCCCGCCCUCUCGACCCGCUUAAGUACGCCUUUGCCUGCGACCCAACCCACAUCCGCCACCUGCCCACCCAUGCCCCGCACGUGUGUCCUCUCGACACCUGCCCUGAGUGCCCUCCCGCUUGUCGCCUACAGUCCACACUGGCCCAUCGCUGGGACCUUCUCGGCCGUCAACGUUCGCGCUAUCGAUCCCACGCAUAAUCAUCCCCUCGAUCCCAUACGUCCUGCGUCACCGCUGAGACUCUGCUGUCCCUACACAGUCACUGUAUCACCACCAGAACUGUCCUUCCACACGCCCCCGCUCCCGUCGCACUUGCGCUCCGCGCCCGUGCACAAGUGGGUCGACGAGGAGGGUUAG